Messenger RNA from Dicentrarchus labrax (European seabass), 6139 nucleotides. RefSeq names its product fibulin 2 (gene fbln2). The record is from RefSeq and is a predicted model, not a curated record. NCBI's taxonomy places the organism in Eukaryota, Metazoa, Chordata, Actinopteri, Moronidae. Bases 296 to 4405 code for a protein of 1369 amino acids. The transcript has 17 exons. Gene Ontology annotation, cellular component: extracellular region. Gene Ontology annotation, molecular function: calcium ion binding.
UCAAAAGGUUCACACUUGCGGCGCUCGGAGGACCGGCAGCCGGCGGCUCUGCAGCCCAUCAGUCCGUACACAAGGUAACACAACCCGGUGUCUACCGACUGCUUCACUCGUUAAACCGUCAAAUGUGUCCGCAGAGUUCCACCGACACUGUCCGCCUGAUUAAAACACACAGAGGAAUCCGUGGAAGUUGUGAGUAGAGUUGGUUCACAUGGGCAGAAUGUGCCAGAAUCCUUGAAGACACACUAAAGACUGUGGAAGAUACCUGAUCUCCGUUGUUGUACAUACACCUGGAGCCAUGGCUGGUCUUCUAAUAGCUCAAGUGACACUGCUGAGGUGUACAUUUCUCUUUCUCUGCUUGAGUGUCUGCUUGUGCCAGCGUGACUGCACCGGCGUGGACUGUCCCCAGCUGGACAACUGUAUCGAAGAAGCGUUGGAGAGCGGUGCCUGUUGUGCUUCCUGCCUGCAAAAAGGAUGCACAUGCGAGGGUUACCAAUACUACGAUUGCAUCAACGCUGGAUUCAAGAAUGGCAAGGUGCCAGAGGGAGACUCUUACUUUGUUGACUAUGGUAGCACCGAAUGCUCCUGCCCCGCCGGAGGGGGUCGGAUCAGCUGCCACUUCAUCAGCUGUCCUGAUAUGCCGCCAAACUGCAUCGAGGUCUCAGAACCUGCAGACGGUUGCAUGCAGUGUGAACGCGUAGGAUGUGUUCAUGAUGGGCAAAAGUAUGAGGCCGGACACUCCUUCCACAUUGACUCCUGUCGGGUCUGCCACUGCCCCAAUGAAGGGGGGAAGCUAAUAUGCUACCCUGUGCCAGACUGUGAUCCACACAAUGUCCAUAAACCAAUGUUAGCUGCACCAACAGUGGAGGACACAGCCAACAGGGGCAACAGGUACCCCUACAGGUUUGACCAGCAAGGGCGCACAGAUCAGUUCUCCACACCGCAUCGCCUUCCUCCUAAUGGGAAUCUUCCCCUCUUCAGAUUGCCUUUGGAUAAGGAAGAGCCAGUAGAUUAUGAUUACGGUCCUACAGACUUUCCGGAGACCUACCCUCAAUCUCUGGUCUUCCCCACCCAGUCCUCCUCCUCCAGGAAGGUCAUCUCUGUGUCCCGAGGCUUGGACAGACCUGACAGAACCUCUGGCCUUCAGAGCUUUGGCAGACGAAGCAAGCUUGAGCUGAGAGAGCGAUACGGAGUUCAUGACAAUCCUGCAGACAGAGAGGAAGUGACAGAGAGUCCCCAGAGAGUAGAGCAAAGCACUGUCAGGCCACAUAUGCACAAAGACACCACUACUUCUUGGCAGCCUUCACAGGGUCUAACAAGUGUGCAAAGUGUCACAUUCAAUGAUAUGACUACACAGACAGAUUUCGAGAAUCCGUUGCAUGCACUCAAAAGUUCAGAUAGUGUCAUAUUUCCACUAAACCGAGGAUUAGUGGGUGAAAAAUACCCCGACUAUGUGACUUCAGAGAGUGCAGUUCAUCACGGGAGAGGCUCUGAGUCGAAGACAUAUCACCAAAAUGCAUCAGAUGGUGUGACACCCAGAGGUUCAGCAAGUAAGAUCAGUGUUAGUCAAGCAGGUAAAGGUGCAGACAGUCAAACCAAUCAGCAGAGACCAUCAGAUAGAGUGAAUUUUCCACUAUACAUGCUUAGAAGCCCAGAUAGCCCAAUCCAUGGCCAGGCAAGUUCACAGGGGACAGUUGUACCGGACAGUGCAGAAGCGAUGGAUGAAGAACAAAUGGAAAAGGAAGAGGAGGAAGAAAUAGUAACAUUUCAUAGUGUCACUGGGCCUGAAGGAGGGGACAUGCCCUACAAGAUAAAAUCAGCACAACAAGAGAGAAACCAAGAGGGGUCAGAAAGCAGCAAUCCAACCAACAGCUACGAAAAGACCACACCCGAGUCCAGAACCAUUUCCUCCAGGAGGCCUGAGUACCUGACAACCCCAGAGGCCCCUUUCAUUACCACCACCACCACCACCACCACCCAGCCGCCAGUCACUCUGGAUGAGAGGGAGCCCAGCAGAAAGCCAGGUCAGAGGCUGUUUAACCUUCACAUCGAAGACCAGAAAGAGGUGACGGAGAAAGAGGAGGAGAGGAAGGAUCGCCCUGUUUUGCUCGUCAAACCGGAUGGAGGUCCAGGUGGCUCUGCUGAAGACCUUCUGCGAAGCUGCUGUGCUGCUGGCCAGAAUUGGGCCACUGGAAACCACGACUGCAACCACAUGCCACUGCUGAACACUGACAAGCACUCCAUAUGCAGUGUUACACAGAAGCAGUGCUGCCUCAGCUCAGUGAAGGCGAGUCAGUGUGAAUCAGGUAUGACUGCAGCUAGAGGAGGGGACACCUGUGAAGUGGGGGAGGAGAACCAGUGCACAGAUGACUCCUACCAGGUGUGCUGCAGCUGCUGUGCCCUUGGCUUACGGGUGCGCAGCGAAGGACAAGGUUGCGAUGCCCACCUGUACCUGGGCUACCCGUGCGGCCACGUCUUCCUCACCUGUUGCGAGGAAGAGGAAGGUCCAAGCCAGAUCCCGCUGAGGAGAAAGCAGAUGCCGAGACCAACUGCUAUGCCUAGAAAAGUCUCAGACAGCAAGUUCCCCAAGGAGGCCUUCUCUAUCAGUGCCACAGAUGAAACUGCCAACGCAGUGGAGGAGCAAGAGGAUUUGGAUGAGUGUCAGCUCUACCUGGGCCAGCUGUGCCAACAUACAUGCACCAACACCUGGGGCUCCUACCGCUGUGGCUGCCACCAGGGCUACGUCCUGCAGCAGGACGGUCAAUCCUGUGCACCAGUGAGUCCUGACGAGGACAACAGAGUCAGAGAGGACAGUCCUGCUUUGAUCCCAACACAAACUACUACUACCACCACUACAACUAGUACAACCACCACCAGCCCUGUCCGCCUCAACCCUUGUGCAGAAAAUGGUCCUUGCAGUCAGCAGUGUACAGUGGUGGCAGGCCGUGUUCGCUGCUCUUGCUUCCCAGGGUUUUCGCUGAUGACAGAUGGACACAUGUGUGAAGAUGUGGACGAGUGCGCGACCAACACCCACAGUUGUCGGCCCAGCGAGGGCUGUGUGAACACAGUGGGCUCAUUUGUAUGCGAGCUGCGGGUCACUUGUCCUGCCGGCUACCAGCUGAGGAAUGGUGUUUGCGAGGACAUUGAUGAAUGUGUUCUGCGAACCCAUAACUGUGGUGUGGGCUUUGUGUGUGAAAACACAGUGGGCUCUUUCCUGUGCAACAUCAAACACAAGUGCAUUAGUGGCUUCACACAGGACUCCCAUGGCAACUGUAUCGACAUAAAUGAGUGCAGCAGCCUGAGCGAGCCAUGCAGCUCUGGCUUUAACUGUAUCAACACGGUGGGCUCCUACACGUGCCAGAAGAAGGUCGUAAUGUGCAGCCACGGCUACCACGCAAGCCCUGAUGGAGCCAAGUGUGUCGACAUUGAUGAGUGUCAGAUGGGGACGCACCGCUGUGGAGUGGGCCAGAUCUGUCACAACCUCCCUGGCAGCUACCGCUGUGACUGUCAGACGGGCUACCAGUAUGAUGCCCUCCGCAAAGUCUGCACCGAUGUAAAUGAGUGCUGGCGCUAUCCUGGCAGGCUGUGUGCCCAGACCUGUGAAAACACCCCAGGCUCCUACCACUGCUCAUGCACAGCAGGAUUCUCCCUAGCAUUUGAUGGGAAAAACUGUGAAGAUGUAAAUGAAUGUGACAAAAACCCCUGUAGCCAAGAGUGUGCCAACAUCUACGGCUCAUAUCAAUGCUACUGUCGCCAAGGCUACUACCUGAAAGAGGACGGACGCACAUGUGAAGAUAUUGAUGAGUGCUCCCAGAGCAUCGGGAACCUUUGCGCCUUCCAGUGUGUUAAUGUUGCAGGCAGCUACCAGUGUGCCUGCCCCCCUCAUGGAUACGUCAUGUCCGCCAAUGGACGCACCUGCAGAGAUAUCGACGAAUGCACAACUGGCACCCACAACUGUUCAUAUGGACAGACCUGCUACAACCUACAGGGAGGCUUCAGAUGUCUCUCCUUUGACUGCCCUCACAACUACAAGAAGGUUUCAGACACACGCUGUGAGCGAACCAGCUGUCCCAGUAACUCUGUAGACUGUCAGAACUCCCCCGUCCGCAUCACGUACUACCAACUCAGCUUUCAGACCAACAUCAUCAUCCCCGCCCAGAUCUUCCGGAUCGGACCGUCCCCGGCCUACUCCGGCGAUCACAUCGUCAUCGGUAUCAUCAAGGGCAACGAGGAGGGCUACUUCAGCACCAGGAAGCUGAACAGUUUCACAGGCGCUGUGUACCUGAAGAGACAAGUCCGCGAGCCCAAAGACUUCCUGAUCGAUGUGGAGAUGAAGCUGCUGAGGCAGGGGACGUUCACGUCGUUCCUCGCCAGAAUCUACGUCUUUAUCACGUCCAGCACCGUGUAACACCGGAGAGAAAGAGACAGAGAGAGGGACUGGAAAUUUCAGAUGGUGCUAAACUUUUAUAUGUGCAGACUCUUUUUGUAAUGCCUUCCCACAAUCAAGCAUUAUUCAAGAAUCUUGUAAAAUGUUGCCAGAGACCUUACUGUUGGCUUCUUUUGUCUUUGGCAGGUUAUCUGCUUGUUUCUGCAGACUUUUUAUGGCAAUUAUAUUUCCUGAGAAACUUUGUAUUUCUAUUUACCAAAGCAUUUUUCAGUUCAACUCUUGCUAACAGAAUUUAGCUUGUAUGCACCAGUAUUGACAGGGUUUUCUACUCCUCUUAGUUUAUACAAACGGUGGCAAGGUGCUGCAUAGGUUGCUGCACAAGUCUGGGUGGGUGGUUUGUGCUCUGCUCCACUCUCUUUAAGAACGGAACUGUUUGACCACCCUAUGUAAAUGUUCAUUUUUAAGACAAUUAUUCAUGAAUUUCAAGUUUGAAGAAACUAAUAAACCUUUACAGCACUAGAAUUUAAGGGCACUUGUCACUAUGGAGGCCCAAAACUGACUAAAUGUAGUUAAAGCCUAUAAGAUGAGUCAAAAACAUGUACUGAAUACAUCCAUUUUUAAAAUAUUCAUAACUGAAAUAUUAUUAUUUUUUAAUUUUUGAAUAGAAGAUUAUUAUGAAUAGAAAUUAUAUUUUUUCUUUCCAAUUGGUUGCUAAAAAGAAAAACAAAAUAUUUAUUUUCUUUUACCACUAAUCCAUUAACAGAAAAAAAAUUAUUAACUUAAUUUGUAAGGGCAGGGAUAACUGUGGUAAGUGAGUUAAAUGAGCACAUUGAUAGUUAUUUUUUCUCUUAAGUAUGGUCAAGAAAGCGAGUCUAUACUCAAUAAAGUAUAUGCGGAGCCCCGUAGAGAAUAUUUCUCUUUUUCUAGCUUAAGACAGUAUGUCUUUGAAAACUCUAUUUAUAUUGAAAUUAUUUUCCACUUGCUAAUUUUAUUUUUCAACUUUUUUUUGGCAGAAAUGUAAUCAUUUAUCUGUUUCCCUAAUGCAACAUUUCCUAUAUACCUCACACUUAUAUGAGAAUGAGAUGGGUGUGUUCAUGUAAAUCCAGGCCAAAGAUCGAUCCAUUUUGGGAGUCUGUAAAAGUAAAAUAAAUUUCAACAAAUAACAAAUUUAAUUUGUUUUAAAUUAACAAACAGUGUCAUGUAUUGAUGUAUUCAGUUAUAGUUUAUAUUCACUUUUGGCAGUUUUGAGCCUCCACAUUCACCAUCCAAAUUUGCGAAUGUGGUUAAGAAAAAAAGUAGCAGAAUCGUCAAAUAGUGCAUUUUGUUCAACAUUUGGUGUAUAUUAUUUUUUUAAAGAUGUGAUCUGAUUAAAUGUUAGUGUUGUAAUUCAGUGCAAAUCACACUAGAAACAUUAACGAGUCAUUUAUGGUAAAUUCCAGCACUGAGAAUUAUUAAUGUAACUGUUGAUCAUUGUAUUGUCAUUGUAUUGAAGUGUCAUAUUCUUUCCUUUAUUACUGGACAUAUCUUUCUAUGUUACUGUGUUGUAAUUAUCUCAGGGUAAAAUUCAUGUCAUUUUGUAUACGCUUGACAAAUUCCCGUGUAGUUUGCAGGAAUGAAUCAGUCUGCUGUCGUAACUUCAGACUGGCCUCACGCAGCCUGUACAGUUUCAGCUGCCACACAACACUUGUAUCAAUAAACCAAUCAAUAAAUGAUGAUCAAACUGUUGUCAGUUGCUCAAUAAAAGCACAAAUCUGA